AUGUAGGAAAUCAAUUUCUAAGAUCUUUGGAAGGAUUUCAUCCAUGUAAUGGGUGCUGCCACUGACAUGUAGGCAGUCUUAGACGCAGUUGGCAAAGAACAUCCACUUUGGUUAUAAUCUAGAAGCAGAUUGAGCAUUAGACUGAAUCGAUCAAAUAAUUUACACCUGUAGAAUGAAGAUCCAUCUCUAAUUCAAGACAUCAAAUAUCGUUAUUAUGAAGUUGUUACUAUGCAACAAUUCGGUGAAAUUGUCUUAGGAUAUUUAAAAUUCUAUGAAAGCAAUUUAUAAAGAAUACCUAUUAGACUUCCUGAGGGGGAUGUAGGGGAAUGGUAGGAUUUUGAUGAAAAUGAAGCUGCAUAUCAAACACAAUCAGCGAUCAAAUUGUUAAUGAAGUAGUUUAUUAAGAGAUUUUUUUAGAAAACGAUAUUCUUUCAGAAGAUUGUGGAUCGAAUAAUUACAGAAGGGCAGUCCUAUUACUACUAUUUCUACAGAUAGACAAUAGGCUCGAUCUGUUCAAAGCAUAUACAUUCCUUUACAGAAACCUGAUGGAAUUUUUGGUACAUUCGAUUCUCCAUUAGUAUUAAUUAAUAUAAUAUAUUCGAUAAGUCGAUGUCCAAUCCUGUCAACGAAAAUUUGAUUACUAGCAAAAAAAGUGUGUAAAACUCUAUUGGAGAUUCAGAGUAAAACCCAGGAGCAAAACGUCUUUCUUAGAAUGCUCUAAAAAAUAGAUUAUCAAAUUUAAGAAAAUAGUCCUUAGAUGUUAGUAUUGACAGUCUUAGAGAAAGCCAUAUUUCCUAAUAAAGAAAUAUGAGCAAAGCAAAAUCCAAUCUCAAAACUAGAUAACAUGAAUUGAACAAAGAACAUAUGGAAAAAAGCAUGAUAGAAAAAAAUAGAAAUUGUUGUGGUACUGGAUGUUGUCAAUUUUGA
Paramecium octaurelia is the source of this 927-nucleotide messenger RNA. The record is from the annotation of a GenBank genome assembly. NCBI's taxonomy places the organism in Eukaryota, Ciliophora, Oligohymenophorea, Peniculida, Parameciidae.